Messenger RNA from Penicillium brevicompactum, 933 nucleotides. RefSeq names its product oxidoreductase, short-chain dehydrogenase/reductase family. NCBI's taxonomy places the organism in Eukaryota, Fungi, Ascomycota, Eurotiomycetes, Eurotiales, Aspergillaceae. Gene Ontology annotation, molecular function: oxidoreductase activity. The record is from RefSeq and is a predicted model, not a curated record. The transcript has 4 exons. The coding region runs from base 1 to 933 and encodes 310 amino acids.
AUGCCCGUUGCCCAGUAUGUCGAGAGACCGGCCAGUGGGUCCAAGUCUCAGUUCGAGCCGGGCCACAAAAUUCCCAUUCAGCACCUGACCAAACCGGGUCUGCAGUCGGACAUGGAAGAUCCCAAGCCCGUGUCCGCUCAUAUCCCAACCGAAGAUGGCGGCUACCAGAUCUAUAAAGCUGCAGGAAAGCUCGAGGGGAAGAAGGCCAUCAUCACUGGUGGUGACUCGGGAAUUGGCAGAGCCAUUGCAAUCCUGUUUGCCAUGGAGGGUGCGUCAAGUGUGAUCGUAUACCUCCCCGAAGAGGAAUCCGAUGCCCAAGAAACCAGGAAAAGAGUGGAGGAGCAUGGACAGCAAUGUCAUACUCUUGCCAUCGACCUUCGCAAGAAGGAAAAUUGCCAGAAGAUCAUCGACGUCUCCUUGCAAAAGAUGGGCGGCAUCGAUAUUCUCGUGAAUAACGCGGCGUACCAAGACAUGCUGAGCGACAUCAGUGAGAUCGAUGAAUCCCAGUGGGAACGGACAUUCGAUACCAACAUUCACUCUUUCUUCUAUUUGUCCAAGUAUUCACUGCCUCAUAUGAAGAAAGGCUCCACCAUCAUCAAUUGCGCAUCGGUCAAUCCUUAUAUUGGCCGAGGUGACUUGUUGGAUUACACUGCAACCAAAGGCGCGAUUGUCGCAUUCACGCGUGCCCUGUCAAAUCAACAAGUCAAGAAGGGCAUCCGAGUGAAUUGUGUCUGCCCCGGUCCAAUCUGGACACCACUGAUUCCAGCGACAAUGCAAAGCGCUGCCAUGGAACAGUUCCAUGCCGUGCCAAUUGGUCGACCAGGCCAGCCAAGUGAGGUGGCAACGUGUUUUGUGUUCCUGGCCAGCCAGGAUAGCAGCUACAUUUCCGGACAAUGUCUGCACCCCAACGGAGGAAUCAUGGUCAAUGGUUAA